GACCUCUUGACCCUACAAACAUCAGCCACCGACUUGCAUCAUCAUGGACACAGACCCUGGCUUCAAUCAUGCAAACAGCUCCUCACAGCAUCAGGAUACAGAGUUGUUCUCAACCGAAGAAGACAGCAGUCUCUACUUCACCUACAGUGGAGGGUGCAAUGAGCUGGAGGUCAACGACCUGCACUAUGAGGUGGAUACAGCGGCUCAGAUCCCCUGGUAUGAGAGGCUGUCUGAGUUCAAGUUGCCAUGGGAGAUAAAAGGAAACAAGCAGACAGCCAUCAACAAGCUCAGCCUCAGAGUCCGCAGUGGACAGAUGUUGGCUGUCAUUGGCAGCUCAGGUUGUGGUAAAACAUCUCUGCUGGACAUAAUAACGUGCCGUGACGAGGGCGGGUCAAUGUCGUCUGGUCAGAUUCUGAUCAACGGGAAACCCAACACGCCGCAGCUGGUGAAGAAGAGCAUCGCUCAUGUCCGCCAAGACGACCGCCUUCUUCCUCACCUCACCGUCCGUGAAACUCUCGUCUUUGUCGCCAAACUGAGGCUCCCCACACACUUCACACAAGCUCAGAGGGAACAGAGGGUGGAUGAUGUGAUCGCAGAGUUGCGGCUGAGACAGUGUGCUCACACCAGGGUGGGAAACGACUAUGUGAGGGGAGUUUCUGGAGGAGAGAGGAGGAGAGUCAGUAUAGCUGUCCAACUUCUCUGGAACCCCGGUAUUUUGAUCCUGGACGAGCCCACGUCAGGUUUGGACAGCUUCACGGCCCACAAUCUGGUGAUCACUUUGUCCCGCCUGGCUCGGGGAAACCGUCUCGUCCUGCUGUCGGUCCAUCAGCCUCGGUCAGAUAUCUUCCAGCUCUUUGACCUCGUCGUCCUGCUGUCGUCAGGUUCGGCCGUUUACUGCGGCGCCGCUCGUGACAUGGUACCUUACUUCACUGCCCUGGGAUAUCCUUGCCCACGAUACUGCAACCCCUCUGACUUCUAUGUUGAUCUGAUCAGUAUUGACCGGCGCAGUCUGGAGCAGGAGGCCGAAUGUUUGGAGCGGGCCACGGUUCUGGCUGGGAAGUUUAUGGAAAAGGUCAGAGACACAGAAGAUCAUAUGUGGAAACCAGACACAGCACCAGCACAAACCGAAAGCCCUCAACAGCUGAGCACGGUGAAAACAGAGGAAGUAAUCACUAUUUCCAAACAAAAGAACAGACUGCCUGGCAGACUGCACCAAUUCACCAUCCUCAUCAGGCGUCACAUGUAUAAUGACUAUAGAGACCUGGUCACCAUAUUGGUCCACGGCUUCGAGGCCCUCCUCAUGUCACUGCUGGUCGGUUGUCUCUACUACGGGGCCGGAGAAGAACGUCUGUCCAUUCAGGACACAGUGGCGCUCCUCUACAUGAUCGGUGCUCUCACGCCAUUCGCCGUCGUGCUGGACGUCAUAGCUAAAUGUCACACAGAGAGAGCCAUGCUCUUCCAUGAGCUGGAGGACGGCAUGUACUCCGUCAGCUCCUACUUCUUUGCCAAGGUCCUGGGGGAGUUACCCGAGCACUGUGUGUUCACCUUGGUGUACGGCCUGCCUAUCUACUGGCUGGCCGGGCUUAACGAAGCCCCAGAGCGUUUCCUGCUGAACUUCCUGCUGGUGUGGCUGAUGGUUUACUGCAGCCGAGCCAUGGCUCUGUUUGUCGCUGCCGCGCUGCCUACCCUGCAGACCUCAGCCUUCAUGGGCAACGCCUUGUUCACCGUCUUCUACUUGACUGGAGGUUUUGUCAUCAGCCUGGAGAAUAUGUGGCUCGUGGCUUCAUGGUUCUCUCACGCUUCCUUCAUGCGUUGGGGUUUUGAGGGCAUGCUGCAGGUGCAGUUCAGAGGCAACAAGUACCCCAUCACCAUCUCAAACAUCACCAUCAGUGUUGAUGGCAUACACGUGGUAGAGGCCAUGAAAAUGAACCAGUACCCUCUGUACUCGUGCUAUCUGGUCCUGCUGGCAGUCUGUCUGUGCUUCAUGGUGCUCUAUUACGUGUCCCUAAAAUUCAUCAAACAGAAGUCCAGUCAAGACUGGUGAACACAUCUGGAUGAGUUUCAACCAUCUGUGACCAAACACUGUCUGAUAUCACACACAACCUCAGGGACAGGUUUCACUUCAGGAAGUGUGUUUUCUUUCAUCAAUGGGAGGAAAUAAUUUGGGUUGUAGUUCGACUGGUUCGACACUGAGCCACGCUUUCCAUUACAGUGAAAAGGGUGCUUAAUUUAGGGGAGGAAAGUUUACAAUUUCACAAUAAUUUCAACAUCAGAAACUCCUUUGUAAAGGCAGAAACACAUACAGUAAUCACCAGUAGUCGAAACAAUUUUUUAUAUAUAUCUAAUGUUAACAGUUUAAAUAUAAGAAUAAUUCAGAUUUAUGUAAGAAAAGAAAGUUGUGCUCACUUUGAAGUACUUUGCGCAGUACCACUGUCUGCUGCUGGAUGGCAGCAGAACACUGCAGUAUCAUCAGAGUUAGAUUUAUUGCAUUCUCUCUCUCUCUCUGCUCCGUCUUGGCAAACGAUUAGAGCGCCACUUUGGCAGAUAUCCAUCUGCAGCUUUCGCUUGUUCCAUUUUCAAUCUUCUUUUUUUCUACAUCUUUAUCUUUUUUUGUAUAUGUAAGGUUAUUAAGCUUAACAAUGUGUGUGCCAGUAUACAGAGCACUGAAAAAAACAGCAGAGUAGAGAUUUAGUAAGUCACACUCUGUAAAAAAAAAAAGAAGAGCUUGUACUGUGUCCUCAUAGAUUGAAGAUUAUGUAAGCUGUGUGUUUUUGCACUGGUGCAAAAGCCUGAUAAAUAUUUUACCGACAUGGUUCAAGUCCAAAUUAGUAAAGUAUUCAA
Larimichthys crocea (large yellow croaker) is the source of this 2841-nucleotide messenger RNA. RefSeq names its product ATP-binding cassette, sub-family G (WHITE), member 8 (gene abcg8). Gene Ontology annotation, cellular component: plasma membrane; signaling receptor complex. Gene Ontology annotation, biological process: cholesterol efflux; cholesterol homeostasis; transmembrane transport. Bases 44 to 2044 code for a protein of 666 amino acids. Gene Ontology annotation, molecular function: cholesterol transfer activity; ATP binding; ATP hydrolysis activity. The transcript has 13 exons. NCBI's taxonomy places the organism in Eukaryota, Metazoa, Chordata, Actinopteri, Sciaenidae. The record is from RefSeq and is a predicted model, not a curated record.